This is a messenger RNA of Saxophila tyrrhenica, 1329 nucleotides long. RefSeq names its product proteasome-interacting protein cic1 (gene CIC1). Gene Ontology annotation, cellular component: cytosolic large ribosomal subunit; 90S preribosome. Lineage: Eukaryota; Fungi; Ascomycota; Dothideomycetes; Mycosphaerellales; Extremaceae. The record is from RefSeq and is a predicted model, not a curated record. Gene Ontology annotation, molecular function: RNA binding. Gene Ontology annotation, biological process: maturation of LSU-rRNA. The transcript has a single exon. The coding region runs from base 1 to 1329 and encodes 442 amino acids.
AUGGCCCUCACAACACGCUCCUCGACAGGCAUCGCACAACAGCUCGACCCCUCUCAGACUCUCCGCGCCUCUACCGCUCUUCUGAAAAAGAUCCAAUCAGACCAAGCAACCAAAACCGUAACAGCAGAGAAGCCCAGCCUACUCGCCGAUGCCGAUGAAAAUGAAGCGGCAGACGAUAUACCAGUUUGGCUAGUUCUGACCACCAAGAAGCACAUCAUCGACAAGGUGCGCUUGAAGCCGGGCAAAAUCGCGCUCCCAUACCCAUACCUCGACACCUCAGAUGCCACGUUAAGAAUAUGUCUUAUCACCGCGGACCCGCAGCGCAAAUUCAAGGACUUGAUUGCGCACCCUUCUUUCCCUCUUGAGCUCCCGACGAGAAUCAAACGGGUGAUCGGACUCGAGAAGCUGAAGGCGAAGUACAAGUCAAACGAAUCGCGGAGGCAGCUGUUGGGGGAGUACGAUGUCUUCCUGGCAGAUGAUCGGAUCGUGACAUUCUUGCCGACGGUGCUCGGCAAGGUGUUUUACAGAGGCGGUAGCAAGCGCCCUAUUCCAAUCACGAUGGAAGGCAAAAGGCAGAACUUCGACGAGCAGGGUAACAAGCGACGAAAGUUGGCCGAGGGUGGGACGAAGGUAGUAAAAGAGGAGGUCACGCCUGCGGCUGUGGCCAAGGAGGUUGAGAAGACACUUUCAUCCACGCUUGUGCAUCUAGCGCCAAGUACGACUACGUCCGUCAAAGUGGGCAAGUCGAGCAUGGAGCCGGAGCAGCUUCAGGCAAACGUGACAGCCGUCACGGAAGCGAUGGUGGAGAAGUACGUGCCUCAGAAAUGGCGCAAUGUACGAGCGGUUCAUAUGAAAGGUCCUGACACUGCAGCACUACCUCUCUAUCUGGCAGACCAGCUCUGGGAGGAUGAGAAAGACGUCCUCGAGGAGGCGCCUGCGGCGAAUCCUGGCAAGAAGAGUAAGAAGAGGAAGGCGAGUGCUCUGGCGGAGGCUGCGAAUGGCACGGAGGCAAAUCUUGAGGUGAUCGAAGUGCCCGGGCCGGACGGUAAAAUGAGGCGCAUAGAAAAGUCUUCAGUCAAGCAGAUCGAGCCUCCUGUCAAAGCGGCGAAGAAGGUUAAGGCGAAGGCGCAAGAUGAGGAUGAGGUUGCGAAGGCCGCAGAGCGAGCAGAGAAGGCUGCGAGGAAGGAAGCACUGCAGAAGCAGAAGGUCGCUGCUAAAGCGGCGCUGAAGGACGCGGAUGGCAUUGCUACGAAGAAGGCAGAGGCGAAUGGGGUGGUGAAGCCGGUGAAGGCGAAGAAGGUCAGGACGAAGGCUGCAGAUCUGAUAUGA